This is a messenger RNA of Drosophila gunungcola (fruit fly), 920 nucleotides long. RefSeq names its product replication protein A 32 kDa subunit (gene RPA2). Gene Ontology annotation, biological process: DNA replication; nucleotide-excision repair; double-strand break repair via homologous recombination. Gene Ontology annotation, cellular component: nucleus; chromosome, telomeric region; site of double-strand break. The coding region runs from base 120 to 854 and encodes 244 amino acids. The transcript has 4 exons. The record is from RefSeq and is a predicted model, not a curated record. Gene Ontology annotation, molecular function: DNA binding. Lineage: Eukaryota; Metazoa; Arthropoda; Insecta; Diptera; Drosophilidae.
CCCAGAUUCAGGUUACGGCCACACUAACUAAAAUAAAUUGGCGCGUUUUGUUGUUUAUAGGCAGCUUGUUGUGAAAUUAAUAUAAAAAACAUAAUUGCAAGCUUUAAAAAUCCAUCAAAAUGAAUGAUUCGUUUGGAGAUUUCAAUGCCACACAAACUGCGACCGCUGGAGCCGCCAGCAAUCAAAAGGGAGAGGGAAUUGUGCCAUUGGUAAUAAAGCAGAUUGUGGAUGCGCCGGAGGGAAACAUCGAGUUGUUCGGCAUGCAAUAUGCCAUGGCCUGUGUGGUGGCCAUAGUGCGAAACAUCGAGACCUCCUCGACCAAGAUCACUUACACCCUGGAGGAUCACAGUGGCCGAAUCGAUGCACAUUAUUGGCUGGAGGAGGGCGAUGCCCUGAAGGCCCCCGAGGUCAUGCUCAAUAACUAUGUGAAGGUCUAUGGCACCACGCGAUCGCAGGCAGGUCAGAAAACGCUGAUGGUCUUUAAAUUGCUACCCAUUUUGGAUCCCAACGAGGUGUGCACCCAUCUCCUGGAAGCUCUCAAUGCCCGCUAUAGGGCAGAGGACUACCAGAACAAGGGAGGAUCCUCAGCCGUUGCUCCGUCGGGCUCCGGCUCCAUAUCCGAUUUCACCGCCUCCCAGAGCUCGGCCAUUGUCAGUGGGCUGGAUCCCAAGCAGCAGGCCGUAUUCCAGGCCAUCAAGAGCAAUGUUUCCGAGGAGGGCAUCUCCCGCAAGGAACUUAAAGCCAAAUUCUCCCACAUAAGCGACUCCGAGUUGACCAAUAUUGUGGACUUUAUGAUUUCCGAGGGACAUAUUUACUCCAGCAUUGAUGCCGAUCACUUCAUUUGCACUAUGUAAAACGAAUCUGAAGUUUAAACAUGUAAUUACGCGUAUUAAAUAUAUUAAAUUUAUAUAAAACGGAAA